ACAACAGGAUUCAAUCAAGCCCACCAUGAGCUGGUUCCACCCGUUCCAACCUAACCCGACCCGCAUGCCAGCAGCAUAUGUGCCAGUGCCGGUGCGAAGUGCGAGUGCCUAGAACGACGUUGUACAGAAGGGGCUCUGUUAACGGGGAGAAGAGGAAAAUGGAGGCUCUGAGAGCUUCCUAUGGAGACGCUUCCUCCGACUCCGAUUCCAAUUUCGAUUCUCCUUCUCCACCACCCACUCCAAAUUCAGCGCAGAAAUCCAAUUCCGAAGCACAAACUUGUCUGCCGCCGCCUCCUCUCUCACUCCUCAACCCCCCCAAUUCCCUCGGGACUAGUGAUUACUUGCGAAGUGGUCAGACGAGUCGGGUCAGGAGCUUUCCUCAUGUUGAAGGGAACUACGCAUUGCAUGUAUUCAUCCCAGUUCAUAUACCAUCUACGUCAAAGAGGGAGAUGGCCAGGUUUUUGAAGAAGGUUACAUCACUUAUGCCUGGUCUUCAUGCUGUUGAUGUUGACAUUCCACUUAACAUUCUGUGUAAAGAUGAUCACAAACUUGAUGAAGUUGCCUUAGGAAGAGAAUUUCACAUAAGUUUGGGGAGAACUGUGCCAAUCCGAGUGCACCAGAUUGACUCAGUUGUGACAAUGCUUCGCCAAAAGCUUCAGCUCCAGAAGCGUUAUUGGAUUGACUUUAGUAGAUGGGAGGUUUUUGUCAAUGAUGAGCAAAAUCGGUCCUUCCUAUCAAUUGAAGUUAUUGCAGGAGGCUUAGUAGAGAUUACGAAGCAAAUUCGACUGGUUAAUGAGGUUUAUAAACUUCAUAAUCUUCCUGAAUUUUAUAAGGAUCCACGCCCUCAUAUAUCCAUUGCUUGGGCAUUGGGUGACAUAAGCAUUAGUUUAAAGAGAGUGGUCGAAGAACUGAAGAAGGGAUUACUGCAAAAACAUAUUUUUACCUGCAAAUUCAAUGGCAUUGAGUGUAAAAUUGGUAAUAAAACCUAUAAAAUAUGUUGAUCUCCAGGGGAGUCAUCUCAAGUAUAUACUUCAAAAAUUUGCAGUGGAGUAUUUGUAUUGUAGGGAUUUUUAUUUCAGUUGCUAAACUUUGUCGCCAAGGUUUUGUUAGCUUAUUUGACUCUUAUGAUGGCUCACAUUUGCAAACA
Molecule: messenger RNA, 1147 nt
Organism: Malania oleifera
Lineage: Eukaryota; Viridiplantae; Streptophyta; Magnoliopsida; Santalales; Ximeniaceae
Exons: 6
Coding region: 78-1001 (307 amino acids)
Biological process (GO): U6 snRNA 3'-end processing
Cellular component (GO): nucleus
Molecular function (GO): 3'-5'-RNA exonuclease activity
Source: RefSeq, a predicted model, not a curated record